AUGAAGAUUCUUAUAUGGGCUAAGAAUAAGGACAUAGAAGAAAGCCAUGAUCAAGAUAUGGAGGACACUGAAGAUCUUCCUUCCUCUGAAAACUCACUUGAGCCGCGUAUUGUACAAAGACGAUACAAGGCAUGGAAGGAGGGUAAAGAAGACGCCUUAUCCAAACCUCUUGGCCGUCCAAGGACUAUUGAGGCUGAAGGAAAACUUGCUGAGGACACGAAGAGUUUUGCAACAGAGUACAACAAAGAGCGCCCUUCUGCCACUAUGGAUCAAUUGAUGAAGGAACUGACUGCAAACUUUGAAAACCCAAAAUUGUCCAAAGCAACUUUUCAUCGCUACAUGGCAGAGCUUUAG
Messenger RNA from Rhizopus microsporus ATCC 52813, 354 nucleotides. RefSeq lists its product as uncharacterized. The record is from RefSeq and is a predicted model, not a curated record. Lineage: Eukaryota; Fungi; Mucoromycota; Mucoromycetes; Mucorales; Rhizopodaceae. The transcript is spliced from 2 exons. Bases 1 to 354 code for a protein of 117 amino acids.